AUCCCAAGAAUUCGAUCGUUUAUUAUACGUACGAACCACGUUAUUUUAUUUAUUUAUAAAAACACAGUUUAUUUUAUAGAAUGUCCAACUCAAACGAUAAACCUAAUGGUGUUGAAUCAAAUCCACUACAAAGACUUGCCUCUUUAAAGGCACCACGAGAUCUUUUACUGGGCGGUGUGAAACCAAAUAAAAAGGUAUUCACACCAAAUCUGAACGUAGCACGUAAUAAAAAUAAAGGCCCAUCAACCGCAGCGACCCGUGAACAGAAAAAGGAUGAAAGAAACAAAAGGGAUCGUAAAAACGAUAAAAAUAAAAAUUUCAAAAAUGGUCCAAACAUUAUUAAAUCAUCAGGUGUAUUCUCUGAAGGUAUUGGUAGUGCGGAGAGGCAUUCGAGUAGGGCUUCAUAUGGAAGUGGCAGAGAAGCUAACACUGCACCCACAUUACAAAAACCAACCAUUAGAAUCAAGGAUGCUGUUAGAAUAGACACAGAUUUUGAAGAGCAGAAGAUAAAAGCCAUCCUCAGUGAAAAUGGUAAUGAAAUAGAGGAAGCAGAAGAUUUCAAAACAGUGCUUGACGCUGAUGCUCCAGUUAAACUGCCUAUGGAUGAUGGAGGCUGGUCGAUUAACCAGAAACCCUCAGUCACUGUCAAACAGGAAGUUAUCGUCAAACAAGAGCCAACUGAAGACGGUGAUCUAUUGGCAACACCAGAGGAAAAGCCGAUUCCAGAUAUUAAAGACAUUUUUGAAGAUACAAAUGUUGCCAAUUUAUUAAAAAGUGAUAAACCUACCCUCAUACUUUUACAGUUAUCUGAUACAUUACCUGGUCGAGGCGGGAGCGGCGAUGAAGAUCGCAAGAAGCCUAUCAACUUACCUUCAACAAGUGAGGAGACUGAGCAAAAACCGGUCGAUACGCGAUGUCACUUAUCAGAUUUAGAAGAGGGUCGAAUCGGAAAGUUGAGGGUGCAUCGGUCGGGAAGGGUCACACUCGCAUUGGGCAGUACUAUCUUUGAGGUAUGUUCUGGAACAAAAGCAUCAUUCUACCAAGAAGUUGUCUCAGUGAAUGUGAAUGAUGCAAGCCGGUCUGCCAACCUGGUGUCCCUGGGACCACUACAGCACAAACUAAAUAUAACUCCACACUGGCAGGCUAUGUUUGAUGAAAUGUCCAUUUAACUAUAGUUGUUAAAACAUUAUUAUGAAACUGUACAUAACUUUAAAUAUGCCAAUACUAAUAAGAAUAUAGUUUAUAACAGCUAA
Messenger RNA from Colias croceus (clouded yellow), 1253 nucleotides. RefSeq names its product DNA-directed RNA polymerase III subunit RPC4 (gene RpIIIC53). The record is from RefSeq and is a predicted model, not a curated record. Gene Ontology annotation, biological process: transcription by RNA polymerase III. Gene Ontology annotation, cellular component: RNA polymerase III complex. Gene Ontology annotation, molecular function: DNA binding. NCBI's taxonomy places the organism in Eukaryota, Metazoa, Arthropoda, Insecta, Lepidoptera, Pieridae. The transcript has 9 exons. The coding region runs from base 81 to 1169 and encodes 362 amino acids.